Messenger RNA from Aureobasidium subglaciale EXF-2481, 1101 nucleotides. RefSeq lists its product as uncharacterized. The record is from RefSeq and is a predicted model, not a curated record. Lineage: Eukaryota; Fungi; Ascomycota; Dothideomycetes; Dothideales; Saccotheciaceae. The coding region runs from base 1 to 1101 and encodes 366 amino acids. The transcript has 2 exons.
AUGGCCGAAGCCGACGCUACCGGCAAAGAUGUCGCCAAUAGAGUGAUGCGCCGGCUGGAAGUGUCAAAGAUGACCAGAGCAUUGCAAGACAGACUGGCCUUGGCCAAUGUAAAGAUCAAGCAUGGCUGGGAGAACCUCAGCAUCGAUACCAUCGAGCCGCACAUCGACCAACAACUCAAGCGUAAACGGACGGCCUCGAGCAUCAACGACAGCUAUUCGGACACAUCGUCCAGCGUCUCCAGCCGCUUCCACUCUGUUGGUGGCAUGGCUUCAUCGCCCUUGACUGCACCCAUCUUCUCCGACGACAUGCCUCGGCUGGGAAGCUCACACAGCAGUCUCCAUGGAAGCACCCACAGCAGCAAACGUCCGAGGUUCACCGACGCCCAUAGAUACCCUGCAUCGAGCAGUCAGACUGGUCGCAAGACUCGCAGCGCUCUAACUGUCCAAUCAUGGAAGAGAUCCCACAGGCUUCCCGAAUCUUCUCCUGUCUACCACAAUAGAACGGCCAUCUUCCCUUCGACUCUCCACGUUCCGAAGCUGUCUUUCAUCUCCGAAGGCUCCAGCUUGAUCGACGACGCUCCUUCUCCCGAGCUUUCCGAGGACGACGACACCGAUCUUCCCGUGCACUCAUUCCAAGUGGACUCCGACCUGUACAACAUUCGCUCAUCGCCGCCAAAGACGCCACCCCCUCAACACCGCUUCUCGCGAACAUCAAAAGACAGCGAGCAUGCUCAGAGUCUAAUUCUCUUAUACCAGUCACCGACUACAAAUGGUGUCAACGGUGUUCGAAGCCUUGCUCCGUCCACUCCACCAUCCAAGACGACUCCUUUGCCGUCUUCGAUGAUGCACACACCAGGAGGCAGCAAUGGCCUCUUCGGCUUUGCACUAAGCACUCCCUCGAACAACCUCAAUUUCGCCGACUUUUGCAACGUUACUCCUAGUCCUGCACAGGUCAACUGGGCGGCUACCAAGAGUCCCCUAUCGGCACGCGAGCCACAUCGAAAACUGAAUUUCGACGGCCUCUUGCAACCAGGUUCCAGCCCUGAAGUUGCAAGACACUCCAAAGAUGGCGCUCUAGAGCUUGGAGCACUUCUCCAAUAA